Molecule: messenger RNA, 6106 nt
Organism: Coregonus clupeaformis (lake whitefish)
Lineage: Eukaryota; Metazoa; Chordata; Actinopteri; Salmoniformes; Salmonidae
Gene: phf21ab
Product: PHD finger protein 21Ab
Exons: 19
Coding region: 343-2991 (882 amino acids)
Biological process (GO): negative regulation of transcription by RNA polymerase II
Cellular component (GO): histone deacetylase complex
Molecular function (GO): chromatin binding
Source: RefSeq, a predicted model, not a curated record
CUUCUCCCUUCUCUUGAGCGCAUUGAUAACUGUUGUGCUCAGGCUGUGGUGAAUGAGAUUGAAGAAGAGUUCUUGUUUUGUAUCUCAAUUUCUCUCUUUUUUGGACAAAUUUUAUUUAAACAAAUAAAAAAAGACUACGGAGAUCUCAGACUCUAAUCAAUGGAGGGUAUUUGAAUAUUUACAUCAUUGUAUCGGAGAUUCGGUGGAGAGGUAUUGGGUUGUUUGUAAAUAUUUAUUUAAUUCAUUUCUGAGGAGAGGAGGACUGCUGCUGCUAAAGUGGGUAGAGUGGAGGGGAGUCGGGAGAGAUUGGAGACCAGUCACUCUGCCAGGUGCGGCUCUUUAAUGCUUCAAUUGGAUGGUAUUCAACCUGGAGACGGUGUGAAGGCUGAACGUUUCCCCGGACUGAUUGGCACACUGACUGGCUCAAUGAUGGAACUACAAACAUUACAGGAGGCCCUGAAAAUGGAAAUACAAGUCCAUCAGAAACUAGUCGCCCAAAUGAAACAGGACCCACAGAAUGCUGAUCUGAAGAAGCAGCUCCACGAACUUCAGGCUAAGAUCACAGCGCUUAGCGAGAAGCAGAAAAAGGUGGUGGAGCAGCUGAGGAAGGACCUGCUGGUGAAACAGGAGCCGGAAGUGAAGGUGCCGGCUGCAGACAAACACGUCCUCCAGAUCCCCUCCUCCACCACUCUGCAGGCCCUACAGCAGACCACACACACCCAGGCCCUGCAGCAGAAGACGCUGACAGUCACCCCAGUCAUCCCCACUAAGACUCUACCUGUAGUGCUGAAAGCUGCCACUCCCACCAUGCCUUCCUCUGUUGUGGCGCAGCGCCCCGCCACCGUUGCCAUGGUCACUGCCAUCAGCCACGCCUCCAAGCCUAGUUCCGACAACUCCAACUCCCAGAACACACCAGUGAACCUUCAGGUGGCUAGCAAAUUGACCAGUCAGGGUUUCGAGCCCGUCCGACUGGUGUCGAAGAAUGCACUUGUGGUGCAGGCCACCACCACCCCCUCCUCAGCACAGCCAAUCAAAGUUCCUCAGUUUGUCCCUCCUCCUAGACUGACGCCUCGACCCACCUUUCAACCACAGGUCCGGCCGAAGCCCGCCACGCCCAACAACAACGUGCCAAUCGCCCCGGCACCCCCUCCGCCCAUGAUGGCGGCGCCCCAGCUGCUACAGCGGGGCCCGGUGAUGCUGACCACCAAGCUGAGCUCCUCUUUACUGCCCUCCAGUGCCGGGCCCAUCCACCAGGUGCGCAUUGUCAACGGCCAGGCAUGCGGUUCCACUGGCGCCAAAAGCGGCCAGCACACAGGCACGGUGACAGGCAUCGUUAUCACGGCCCCGGCAUCGGCGCGCCUCGCCACCCCCAAGCAGAAACUGCAGAUCAGCAGCCUCGCCUCAGACACCAAGGCUGUUAAAGCUCACAGGGGAUUGGAGCAGAAAAUGAUGGCGAGCAGCACCCCUCCUCUGUCUCCAGCACCCAGGACGAAGAGAGAGGACAAUCCUCAGAAACUUGCCUUCAUGGUUGCCCUCGGACUUGUCACCCAUGACCAUUUGGAAGAAAUUCAAAGCAGGAGGCAGGAGCGUAAGCGAAGAACAACGGCGAACCCGGUGUACAGUGGAGCUGUGUUUGAGCCCGAGAGGAAGAAGAGUGCAGUGACCUACCUAAACACUCCGCUCCACCAGGGAACCAGAAAGAGAGGUCGCCCACCCAAAUACAGCAGUGUUCCGGAACUGGGCAGCCACACCCCAACCUCCCCCUCCAGCUGUCUCACUGCCUCCCUGGUCCCCGAGCGGCCCAACACAGGGGGGAGCUUCCCCUUCCAUGUCCACCCCCACCACACUCUCCCCCUGCCCAGCCCCAGCUCUGGGGAUGGAGACAUCCAUGAGGAUUUCUGCACUGUGUGCAGACGCAGUGGCCAGUUGCUCAUGUGUGACACAUGCUCACGUGUCUAUCACCUGGACUGCCUGGACCCACCCCUGAAAACCAUUCCUAAAGGCAUGUGGAUCUGUCCCAAAUGUCAAGACCAGAUAUUGAAAAAAGAAGAUGCAAUUGAAUGGCCGGGAACAUUGGCUAUUGUUCAUUCCUACAUCGCCUAUAAAGAAGCUAAAGAAGAGGAGAAACAAAAGCUAAUGAAGUGGAGUACUGAGCUGAAACUGGAACGGGAGCAGUUGGAACAAGGGGUCAAACAACUGAGCAACUCUAUAACGAAAUGCAUGGAGACCAAAAACAUCAUCCUGUCUCGACAGAAAGAAAUGCAAGUUUCGUUGGAGAAGGUCAAACACCUGGUCCGCCUCAUUCAGGCUUUCAGUUUCAGUCUAACCAUGGAGACCGAGGGUACUGGUGCCAUCACAGAAGACAUCACAAGGGCCAAGGAUGCAGUUGUCCCAGCUGAAAAUGCUGUGGACACAGUCAACACAGAGGCUGUAGCAGAAGUCAAUAUCCAGUGUGUGGAUGUGGUGAAGGUCACAGCACAGGACAUCAGCGAUGUUGAAGCCGGAAAGGAGGAGGAUGUAGCUAAUGUUACCACCGAGACGGUAUCAGGAGUCAGCGCUGAGCCUGUUGCCGGUUUCAGCGCCGUGGCUACAGUGGACAGCAGUGUUGAACCCGUGGCUGAGGUCAACAACGCUGAGGAAGUGACUGAGGCCGAGACGAAAGCCACAGCAGUGGUCAGCGCAGAGGACUCUACUGUGGCCACAACCAAUGGCACCACUGACCUUGUGUGUACUGACGCGGGCAUGGACGAGAGCUGUACUAACAACAAGGACGAGAACCGUACUAACAACAAGGACGAAAGCUGUACUAACAACACAAACACCAACCCUGAGAACAAGGUCACCACCACUAACAGCACAGAGGAGGUGGUAGAAGAGGAACAGGAAGAGAACACAAACGAUGAUGGCAGCAGCACCAACAACAGCAAAACCUCAGAACCUUCCCAGAAAUCUUUGCCAGCUCUUCUCGACAGUUUGGACAAUAAAGAGUAAUGCUCUCUUGGAUCAACCCCCCUCCACUCCCACAUAAGAAAAUGACUUUUGCUUUCACCUUUGAAAGGUGCCUGAAGUUGCCAAUCUAUAUAAAUGUUACUUGUUUUCAAUGUAUUGUCAGACUGUGUCAAUAGUAAAUCUACAGCCCGAGUCUGAGAUUGCUCUUGGAUGCUGUAGGCUAUUAUACCCCAAACAUGGGUGAAAGGGUGGUUUGUGUACCAGUGUCAUGCCAAUUUAAGGAUAGAAAAUAAUAGUUGUAAUGGUAAAAGUAAGAUAAUUUAUAACAUCACACCAUUGUGUGCCUGCAACAGCUGCCCUCAGAACUCUCGUGGGGGUUGUUUUUUUAGGUUGUCUUUUGUUCCUGGGGAGGCAGGUUAGAGAUCUCCAAAGACUGCUGAACCGAGAACGUGUUUCUCUGGCAUUAACUGAGAGAAACAUAAAACCAAAAGAUUGGCAAAACAGCUGAGGACAGGGCUUUGAAAAAUUCUAAAGCAUCAGUAUUUAACAGUGGGAAACAUUGAGGCACCAGUUGAGCGUCAUUGAAAAUCAAACAGGUAAAACAAGAGAGCCUUCAGUUAUCCCAAUACCUUCCUCCCCUUUCCCAUUCUCACCCGACCAAUAACUAUGGACCCAUUUACACAACACCUCAGGCAACAAAGAAAAAGCUACGUCCACGUGGUUUGGAAGUAUGAGGCAGACUGCUAAUAGAACUUGCUGACCAGGGCCUUGCUGAGGAAGACCCAGGUAACAAAGACAGUCAUCUCAAGAGACAGUGGAGUCAGAUCACACAUGGUAGCUUAAAGUUUUAAAAUGGUGUAGGUCCAGUGCAGUGAUUGAGUUUCAUUCGUGAGUCGGUGUCAACUGUGAGCGCUAAAUGUUAAAUUGCAAUAAUCUUGCAAUGUCAAAAACAAACACACAAAAAUAUCUAUCUGGGGUGUGUUUCUUCUUUUAUAGGAAAAGAUAUUCAGGUCUUCCUAGUCUUAAAAAAUAAGUGCAUUUCUGUUUCAUAAAACAGUUUGUUAUUAAAUGUGUUUAACUGGCAUAGUUUAUGCAAGUCUAUCUUUUAAAAAGAGGUGACCUUUGCAUAUUAUGAAAUGUAUGUUUUUGUUGAAUUCUGAACUGCCAAAAUGCUAUUGUAUCCAAAUAUAGCAGGGACAUGUCCACUAACUGUAUGGAAAGAUCAAGGAAGAAAUGGAAUAUUCAAAACCAUCUCAGCAAUUGGCAAUACCUGGUAAAUAAGCAUGAGUGCUUAUUCAACAAUCUCAUCAAAAUAUAUUUAUUUCCUGGGCAUCAACCCAUUUUGGUGGUGGUAAGGAACAUACCACAAAUCCUGAGAUUAAAGCACAAGCUUCUGCAUAACAAAUAAGUGCUGAAAAGCUUUUUUGUAUGUUACAUAUGGAACAAAACAGUGCAUUUUGUUUGUUGUCAUGUAAUUUAUCCCCAACUUGCCAAUAUUUUUGUAUGAUCCAAUUUAUCUUUGAGGGUGAGACAGGCCUUGUGCAGCAGAAAUGGUCUCUCUCUCCUACCGUUGGAACAUGCUUGGAUAACAGAACUAACCAACGAACCUAUCACUAAAUACUCAAUAGAUUUGUGCUUCCACUGGUAUUUGUUUUUUAAUGCGACAUCAACAUAUCUGUCCAAUGUUUUAUAAUUUGUGGGGCCAGUAUCCAGUUUUUUCCCAUUUGUUUUCGACCAAGUUGUUCAUGAAUUGUUCAGCAACUUUUGAGGUUGGGACCAUUCAGGAGACCUGUGAUAGAUAUUUUUAGAGCAUGCGUCAUGUCUUCUCAAUUGAAAUGAAAAUGUUUUUUUAAUGCUAUACUGUUGCAUUGUAGAGUGCACAGACGGCAACAUACAUAUCAUGUUGACUUCAAUCCUUGACCAAUCGACAUGUCUUUGGAGAAUGUUUGCUGUUUUGAAAACAGGGAGUUUAAAUUCCAGAAAUUCUACAUUCAAGGGACCGAAUUUUCUCAACAUUGCAAUUUGUAUUUCUUAGCUAUGUUAAAAAAGAAUCUCAUGAUAAAUGAUGAGUUGUUAUACAAGUCAAUUUUUUUGUGGUUUUUUAAACCCAUCUUAAUUGAACAGGAAGAGUUUGACCAAGAGAUGCAAUCAACUGCAAUGGCUAUACUUUCUUGUCUUGUGCUUUCUCAUAGAUUGAAUGAAAGGGGUUAUUUGCCUUCUGAGUCUCACACUGUACUCUUAAGGAUAUAUCUUCACCAAGAAAACACUACAUAGAUUGGCUGGGUGUCAAACAUGUUUCAUACUGUGUCCCUUGAAUAGAACAAAGUAUUCAGACAUCCACUUCACAUUAAUAUGUUUUUGUCUUUGUUAAGCCUGAACUUAUGUUACAGAGAAACUUGACCUUUCCCCCUUUUUAGGUACCUCGAGUGCCUUUGUUCCAACAGUAUAGUUUGUCUCUUGACUUGCACUGUGGCUUGUAUUAUUACCUUAUUACACAAACACACUGGUCUAGCUCCUAUGUUAUCCCCAUGUGAUUUCAUAUCCACCCACAAAACUCUGAAUCUUCAGCAAACAUAUGUAUCUGAAUUAUAGAGCACAAUUGAAUCCGCAUAAUGAAAAAAAAGUAAUUCUAAUACUUUGGACUUUAAGUUAACUAUGUGAGGUUCACUGUUUAAUUAUAUUGGAUUCUGUUUUAUUUUUAUUUUUUACAAGUAGUCUGUAUAGCAGCUGCCUUAAAUGUAUUUUAUUUUUUGUUAUCUCUUAAAAGGUGAAUUCAGUUUAUUUUGGGUAACGCCUGUAAAACAUGGGCAAAUCUGUGGUUUGUUCAUAAUGUACACCACUCAGUAGUUUGUUCAAGUGUCACAGGCACUGGUACGAUAUUUGUGGAGGAUUAUUCACAAGAUCUUGUAUAGAAAAUGGAACAGGUGUGACUGUUAGAAUAAUAUGUUUUGUUGUGAUGCACUUUUGGUUGAAUUCCCACCCAGUAUUAUUUUUAUAUGGUCCCCUCCACCCCAAAAGAUGUGAUGUGUUUAUAAUAUGAAAUAGAAAUCUGGAUUAUAUCUUCUUACUCUGAAUUUACCUCCCUAUUGUUGAGAUUCUACCAAUGCAUUCUAGUCUAGUCGGCAUUAAAACUCAGUCAGUACAGUGCCAGUGAUCA